CAAAUCACAACGGCUGUCUGCGAGUGCGGUGGGGGGGUGCCCGUGCGGCGGCGGUAGCGGCGGCGGCUUGUGGCGGGCUACUGGGGCCCGGUUGCGGGACAGCCUUGGCCGGGACGUCUCCUCUCCUCGCCCGUUUUCUACGUGUGGGUGCGAGCCUGUGUAACUUUCAGCUUAUUUUCAUCAUUGGAGCUAGAGUGGUUGUUAGAAUGGAAGGAGUCAAUACUUUUAAGACACCAAGCAAAUUAUCUGAAAAAAGAAAAUCAGUCUUAUGUUCAACUCCAUGCAUUAAUAUUCCUGCCUCUCCAUUUAUGCAGAAGCUUGGUUUUGGUACUGGGGUCAAUGUUUACCUCAUGAAAAGAUCUCCAAGAGGUUUGUCGCAUUCUCCAUGGGCUGUGAAAAAGAUUAAUCCCAUAUGUGAUGAUCAUUAUCGAAAUAUAUAUCAAAAGAGACUAACUGAUGAAGCUAAGAUUUUGAAAAGCCUUCAUCAUCCAAAUAUUAUAGGUUAUCGUGCUUUUACUGAAGCCAAUGAUGGUAGUCUGUGUCUUGCUAUGGAGUAUGGAGGUGAAAAGUCUCUAAAUGAUUUAAUAGAAGAACGAAAUAAAGACAGCCGAGCUCCUUUUCCAGCAGCUAUAAUUUUAAAAGUUGCUUUGAACAUGGCAAGAGGGUUAAAGUAUCUGCACCAAGAAAAAAAACUGCUUCAUGGAGACAUAAAGUCUUCAAAUGUUGUAAUUAAAGGUGAUUUUGAAACAAUUAAAAUCUGUGAUGUGGGUGUGUCUCUACCAUUGGAUGAAAAUAUGACUGUGACUGAUCCUGAGGCCUAUUACAUUGGCACUGAGCCAUGGAAACCUAAGGAAGCUUUGGAGGAGGAUGGCAUUAUCACCGACAAGGCAGACAUAUUUGCCUUUGGCCUUACUCUGUGGGAAAUGAUGACUUUAUCUAUUCCACACAUUAAUCUUUCAGAUGAUGAUGAUGAAGAUAAAACUUUUGAUGAAAGUGAAUUUGAUGAGGAAGCAUACUAUGCAGCUUUGGGAACCAGGCCACCUGUUAAUAUGGAAGAACUGGAUGAAUCAUACCAGAAAGUAAUUGAACUCUUCUCUGUAUGUACUAAUGAAGAUGCUAAAGAUCGUCCUUCUGCUGCACACAUUGUUGAAGCAUUGGAAUUAGAUGUCCAGUGAUCAUCUCAUAUUCAUGAUGACCUUAGCAUGGAAUAUGGCUUAUGUAUGUAAAUGUUUUAUUUACUUGGUAUCUUUAUAUCUUUGCUAAUGUGUUAUUAGACUGAACACUUUACUAUUUCUAAUAUUAGGGUAUUUCUUAUAAUAAGCUCUUGGUUUCUUGUUUUUUUAAGUGAAGUUUAAAAAACUAGCUACACAAGUACUUUGAUAUUGUUCAUAAAUAUUUAAAAUGCUAGCAGUAAAAUACUGUAAACUAUGAAUCUGAACUGAGUGACCAUUUUAUUAGUGAUCUUAAAUAUUCUUUGAAUAGAACUAUUAAAAGUAGCACUUUUAUACAUUACAAAAUGUCUACAUAUUUUUAUAUUAAAACAUUGAAACAUGAAACCUUUUACUGGACCUUAACUAAUGUACUUUUUUCAUUUAAGCAAAUAUACUUUGAACUCUUCUCAGGUUCCAGUGACCAGUUGCUAAGAGUAACUCUUUGGGUAUAUCCACAUCCUUUUGUUACAGCUUGUCUUACUGUCUUGGAUCUCCCAGACCUUUGGUUUUUGCUUUAAUUUAUUGUCUAUUUUCUGUACUGAGAUUCCUGUUAAAUUUUUAAUUACUGCUCUGUAUCCCAAGCAUUUCACAGCUCUUGUAUAACACUUAAAAGGAUGACCUAGAAUAAAGGACCUUUUUGGCAACA
Lepus europaeus (European hare) is the source of this 1857-nucleotide messenger RNA. RefSeq names its product PDZ binding kinase (gene PBK). Lineage: Eukaryota; Metazoa; Chordata; Mammalia; Lagomorpha; Leporidae. Bases 207 to 1175 code for a protein of 322 amino acids. Gene Ontology annotation, biological process: protein phosphorylation. The transcript has 8 exons. The record is from RefSeq and is a predicted model, not a curated record. Gene Ontology annotation, molecular function: protein serine/threonine kinase activity; ATP binding.